Molecule: messenger RNA, 738 nt
Organism: Trichomonas vaginalis G3
Lineage: Eukaryota; Parabasalia; Trichomonadida; Trichomonadidae
Product: transcription-initiator DNA-binding domain ibd family
Exons: 1
Coding region: 1-738 (245 amino acids)
Source: RefSeq, a predicted model, not a curated record
AUGGAAAGCCCACCUUACCUUGAUAUUCUCGUCGAGGAGGAUCGUGGGCGAUAUCUUGAAUUACGAAAUAAUCUCUGCUCCGACAAAAUGAGAUAUCAACGUUUUAGGAGAACAGAUACAUUCGACUUAAUCUUAGAAGAAAUCCACAAAUUUUGUAUUAGAAACGACAGUGAUGACUGGAAGAGAUGCCUAGUAUGUGGCGUCUGUUGGUUAAGCAGUUACAUAGGUAUUAACGUUAAACAAUUACGCAUCUUGACUGACAAGUCUAAAUCAAAUAUUAAUGGUGUUCUUGCCAAACUCGGAUACGUACAGGUACAAAAUACACAGCAUAAAAAGGAAUUAAUUGAAGCCAUCCCAUUUUUAAAGGGAAAUUACCUUGAGCAACGCUUUUGGACCAUCCGAUCCAAUCCAAUCAACACACCAUGCUAUUCAAGUGGUUCGGACUCGGCCUCAAGUCCUGAAAUGGCAUCAAGUCCCGAGACCACAUCAAUUCCUGAAGUUAAUUACUCUCAGACCCCACAACCAAUUAUCCCAAGAAACUUAGUUGGUAUUUCAGCUGACCCUAAUGUAUAUGACAUGCCUAACCUUUUCAACGUACUUGACUUGAAAAUUAGAGAUGGAGCUGUCUGUGGUCUUGAACCCAGCGAGAUCGAUUUCUUUGCAGAUCCUGUUUGCUGCUGUCCUGCUGGAUGGAUCAUUCCAUCAAUUUCUUCUCAGGAAUUAUUAUCUUAUGGAUAG